AUGGUGGCGGCGUUGAGUGGGCCCGACCUGGCGCGGAGUGAUAAAUCACCACGAUCCGUCACAUCGAAAUGGAGUGAACCCGCGGCGGCCUAUUAUCGUUUAGUUCGUAACGGCUAUUCUUGCGUCCCAGUUGCUCUCUCUGAAGGUCUGGACAUCAAGCUCAAUACCGCUGUCAAGCAAAUCCGGUACACUAACAAAGGUGUUGAAGUUAUCACUGCCAAUGCCAGAAACAAUUCCAAUCAAAUGACCUACAAAGGUGAUGUUGUGCUUUGUACUCUUCCAUUGGGUGUCCUCAAACAGUCUGUCUCUCCCAGUACCCAGACGGCACCCAACACAGUCCAGUUCUGCCCACCUCUGCCUGACUGGAAACAGUCUGCUAUCCAAAGAUUGGGCUUUGGCAAUUUAAACAAAGUCGUCCUUUGCUUUGAGAAACAGUUUUGGGACCCUGCUUCAAACUUGUUUGGCCAUGUUGGUAGCACAACUGCAAGUAGAGGAGAACUUUUCUUGUUCUGGAACAUUUACAAGUCGCCAGUACUUCUAGCUCUGGUUGCCGGGGAAGCUGCAGCCAUCAUGGAAAACGUGAGUGACGAUGUCAUCGUUGGCCGAUGCCUUGCUGUGUUGAAGGGAAUCUUCGGCUCUAAUAAUGUACCUCAGCCGAAGGAGACCGUCGUCACUAGGUGGAGGGUCGAUCCCUGGGCCAGAGGAUCCUACUCUUUUGUCGCGGUCGGCGCAUCUGGCAGCGAUUACGACGUGCUAGCGGCUCCUGUAUUCCCCGUUCCACCGAUUCCAGGACAACAAGUAUUGCCCAGGCUCUUCUUUGCAGGUGAGCACACCAUCCGGAACUACCCGGCUACUGUUCACGGAGCCUUCCUCUCCGGGUUGCGGGAGGGCGGUCGAAUCUCGGACCAGUUCCUCGGCGUCCCCUACGGCCCGGAAACAGCUCCGCCUCCAGUGCCUCAGUAGUGGAGUACAUUUUUUGACUGGAAUCUCAGACUAUUCUGAUUUGCAAGGCGUUCGAACGUUCUGACAGUCCAUAAUGUAUCUUUUCUAAUUAUCUUAUGCAUUCAAUAUUCUAAACACUAACAUAAUUGUUACAUAUUUCCUUUUUUUAAAUUUUUGUUGUUAUGUAUGAAUUAUGAAUUAGCCUUUAAUUAUAUUUGAAUAUUUUAAAACGAUUAAAAUAAUAUUAUUCUAUGAUCAAGUACUUUAAACAUUGAUGUACGUUUAAUUCUUCAUUCAUGAACAUGAAUUGUUUUAUAUUAUACCUCUUUUGUUGACUUUAUAUUAGAACUGAUUAGAGUUGUUAUGAAACUUUUAUAAUCUACCCUUGUUUUUCGCAUGUUUUACUCUUACUUUUAUUAUCUUGUUUUUAUUGACUGUCAGCAUUGUAUGAACUGAGCCAAGAUGUGUACUUCCUAAAGGAAUAGGUGUACCUUUGAUUAAUUUUAAUAAACCGAUUUUGUUUAAAAUGAGAUA
Messenger RNA from Nezara viridula (southern green stink bug), 1476 nucleotides. The record is from the annotation of a GenBank genome assembly. NCBI's taxonomy places the organism in Eukaryota, Metazoa, Arthropoda, Insecta, Hemiptera, Pentatomidae.